Molecule: messenger RNA, 1407 nt
Organism: Elephantulus edwardii (Cape elephant shrew)
Lineage: Eukaryota; Metazoa; Chordata; Mammalia; Macroscelidea; Macroscelididae
Gene: MYG1
Product: chromosome unknown open reading frame, human C12orf10
Exons: 7
Coding region: 1-1389 (462 amino acids)
Cellular component (GO): nucleus; cytoplasm
Source: RefSeq, a predicted model, not a curated record
AUGGGUGGGCAGCGUGCCGGGCAGUGCAUUUCGAGAAGGUACCCCCUGCCCGAUGGGGUGGGGCUUCAGGUUUUGAGGAACAUUCUGCGCCGCCCAGCGAGUCCCCGCAGGUUGCCGUUGGGAGGGACGGGUUGGCUGGUUGCCGUGGGAACACCUUGUGAGCGGAAGUGCGGCUGCGUGGGCCCUUCCCCUUCCGGGUCGUCCCUGCGUUCCUGCCGGAGGUGCUGCAUGGGACAGCUCUUCCCGCGCCACCUUCGACUGCUGCCGCCGCUGCUGCUUUCGCGGGCCCUGCCAGCUCUCCCGGCUCCGCAUCGCAUGCUCGGACCCGAGCCCGCCCCGCCCCUCAAACGUCCUCGUGGGGACUUCAUGGCACCGCCCCGGAUCGGAACGCACAACGGCACUUUCCACUGCGACGAGGCGCUGGCUUGCGCCCUGCUUCGACUCCUGCCAGAAUACCGGGAUGCAGAGAUUGUGCGGACUCGGGACCCCGAAAAACUGGCCUCUUGUGACAUCGUGGUGGAUGUGGGUGGCGAGUAUGACCCUCGGAGACAUCGGUAUGACCAUCACCAGAGGUCUUUCACUGAGACCAUGAGCUCCUUGUCCCCUGGAAAGCCUUGGCAGACCAAGCUGAGCAGUGCAGGACUCGUCUAUCUGCACUUCGGGCACAAGCUGCUGGCCCAGUUGCUGGGCACUAGUGAAGAGGACAGCAUGGUGGGCACCCUCUAUGACAAGAUGUAUGAGAACUUCGUGGAGGAGGUGGAUGCAGUGGACAAUGGGAUCUCCCAGUGGCCAGAAGGGGAACCUCGAUAUGCACUAACCACGAACCUGAGUGCCCGAGUUGCUCGACUUAAUCCCACCUGGAAUCAGCCCAACCAAGACACAGAGGCAGGGUUCCAAUGUGCAAUGGAUCUGGUUCGAGAGGAGUUUCUCCAGAGACUAGACUUUUACCAGCACAGCUGGCUGCCAGCCCGGGCCCUAGUGGAAGAGGCCCUGGCCCAGCGCUUCCAGGUAGACCCAAGUGGGAAGAUAGUGGAACUUACCAAAGGUGGUUGCCCCUGGAAGGAGCACCUCUACCACCUGGAAUCGGAGCUGUCCCCCCCAGUGGCCAUUGCCUUUGUUAUCUAUACUGACCAGGCUGGGCAGUGGCGGGUACAGUGUGUGCCUAAGGAGCCCCACUCAUUCCAGAGCCGGCUGCCCCUGCUGGAGCCAUGGCGGGGUCUUCGGGACAAGGCCCUGGAUGAAGUCACUGGGAUCCCUGGCUGCAUCUUUGUCCACGCCAGCGGCUUCAUUGGUGGACAUCAUACCCGAGAAGGUGCUUUGAGCAUGGCCCGUGCCACCUUGGCCCAGGGUCCUCUACCUAUGCCUCCAACAAACGCCCAAGGCCAAUAAAAAAUGUCUCAUACUGAC